Molecule: messenger RNA, 1374 nt
Organism: Theileria orientalis strain Shintoku
Lineage: Eukaryota; Apicomplexa; Aconoidasida; Piroplasmida; Theileriidae
Product: proteasome component
Exons: 7
Coding region: 1-1374 (457 amino acids)
Biological process (GO): ubiquitin-dependent protein catabolic process
Cellular component (GO): cytosol; proteasome core complex; proteasome core complex, alpha-subunit complex
Source: RefSeq, a predicted model, not a curated record
AUGUCCAGAAGGUACGACUCACGUACUACCACCUUUUCUCCGGAAGGUCGCUUAUAUCAAGUCGAAUAUGCUCUCGAGGCCAUAAAUAAUGCCAGUCUUACCGUCGGCGUUUUAUGCAACAGCGGUGUCGUUUUGGUUGCCGACAAACCCAUCAGUUCCAAGCUCCUGGACCCUGGGAAGAUUAACGAGAAGCUCUACAAGUUGGAUUCUCACAUAUUCUGCGCAGUUGCCGGUCUCACUGCGGACGCCAACGUUCUGAUAAACAUGUGCAAGCUCUACGCUCAGCGACAUCGCUACUCCUACGGUGAGCCUCAGUCCAUUGAGGAGCACAUCGUUCAGAUCUGUGAUCUUAAACAGAGUUACACGCAAUUUGGCGGCCUCAGGCCCUUCGGAGUCAGCUUUCUUUUCGCCGGGUGGGACCACAACCUCGGAUUCCAGCUUUACCACACUGACCCUUCGGGCAACUACUCAGGCUGGAAGGCCACUGCCAUUGGGAUGAACAGUCAGUCUGCCCAGUCGAUUCUCAAACAGGAGUGGAAGGACGACCUUACUCUCGACCAGGCCAUCAAGCUCGCCAUUCGAGUCCUCACCAAGGCCAUGGACUCCUCUACUCCUCAGGCCGACAAGAUUGAGGUGGGCGUGCUUUCCAAGGGCGAGGGCGGCCUGUUCGAGCCCUAUGUUGAGAUGCUUCAAGAGGACACCGUCGACGGGUUGCUAAAGUCCAUUGCUGAGGAGGAGGCUAGCAAGGCAAGAUGUUUCGAUUGCGCAGCGCUCCGUAGCCUCCUGUCAGGGCUCCGAAAAUGCCUCCCACUGCUCCUCCCUGUGUUCGCCGUCUAUUGCUCACCCUUACCAUUUUCCAUCCCACAGUUCUUUGCCCUCGGGCUUUUAAACAGCUUGUUUACGAUUUCCGCCGGCUUAUUGUACAGCUCUUUUGACUUGUCGGUCAGCCUAGUGUGUAAAUUACUGGGUGCGGCGGCGCUUAAUCUUACAGGUAUUCUGAGUAGUCCUUCGACUCGUAGCCGGAUCCGUCUGAGCACACACUGUCAAAGGGGGCCGCUUACCAUUCACUUUAGGUGGAGGUGUAAAACCCUUGAACUCGUAAGUCGUGGAAUCCGACUGCUUUGCGCGGCACUAAUCCUCCACCUGAGGGAGGCGAUGGCAACUUAUCAUCAUAAACAGAAACACCUUUGCUUCUAUUUCCGCCAAGCAGUGAAAAUUGGUAUUAAAAGGGGCUUUGCUAGUCUCACCAGGCCAUUAUAUAUGAAUCAAACAAAAAACAAUGAAUACGAUUUAUUUCAAAUACAAUUGUCUAUAAAAAUUAGUACAUAUGAUAAAAAAAUACAAAUUUAUGCACCAUACUAUAAAUGCUUUUAA